Cinara cedri is the source of this 2559-nucleotide messenger RNA. NCBI's taxonomy places the organism in Eukaryota, Metazoa, Arthropoda, Insecta, Hemiptera, Aphididae. The record is from the annotation of a GenBank genome assembly.
AUGGAUAUACUGAAGCCCACAUUAGCUUUAUCACUCAGAGAUGAAGGUUUUGUUGAAAAAACACAGUUUGACAACAUUUAUGUAUUGGUUAAAAUAAUAACAACAAAUGGAGAUUCUGAACUAGUAUUAUAGGUUUUAAAGAACCUAUUUAAAAAGAAGCAAUCGAAUAUUAUGAAGUAAUUAAAUCUUUAAUAUCUCUUUAAUAAAAGAGUUAAUGCCAUUUGAAGAUUUUUUAUUUAUUUUGUCUUCAAUUGAAACGGAUGGAACAAGUGUUAAUAUUGGACAAAAUAAUGGAUUGUGGGCGUAAUCGAUUCAAAUAAAUAUUCUAAUAUUAUACAUAUUGUUAAUUAACUCAACACCCGUCUUUAUUCAUCUGAAUGACUUCCACUGAAACUUUUAAAAAAACUAAAUGAUGUAGUAAGUGACAAAGAACUUCAAAAAGCACAUCAAGUGAUCUGUCCUGAUUUUUAACUAGAUGAUUUCGUUACGUCUUAUAAAAAAAAACGGCUAGGAUACCACGUAUAAAAAAUAAACAAUUGUCACCUAAUCUUCUAAAAUCGUUAUUAUCUAAUGAUUUGUGAAAACCUCUUAGCACUGCUAUGGUAAAUAAUUUUAAUUUAUUCACUUGUUUUUAUUUUUACUAAUUAAUGUGUUUAGAGGUGACUGAUUAAUUUGUAUAUUUUUUCAUAGGCUUGCAUUCUAUCUGCUAAACCACAUUCGACAGAUGUUGACAGAUUAAUUUUUUACUACAAUUUAUUAAAAACUGCAACAAGAUCUUCUCUAUCUCCUACAGUAAUAAAUAAUUAUCUGUAUGUAAAAAUAAACAUAUCGGUAUUAGACAAGUUUGAUCCUCAACCAGCUGUUUUUAAUUGUUUGAACAAAAAAAAAGACAUUCUAAAAUACAUACACAAAAAAAACAGGAAUGAUAUCAAGGGGAUUUUGAUAAAGUCAAUGAAAAAUAUGAUUUAACAAAUAAUAUUGAACUUAGAAAAAUACAGGUCUAAGUAUAAUUUUUUGUUAUACUUUUAAUUAUUUUAUCCAGGUGACAGGUGUAAUAUUAUGUUAAAUUUUCAAAUAAAAAACUUUUUUUGUUAUAACUUAUAUUUUAUUUUUAGAGAGGGAAAACUCAUAUUAAAUUAAGUGAAAUUAUACAAUAAUGUAAUAACAAGUUUCAUUUAUUUUAGACGCUGUCUGGCACCUAUAGAAAUUUUUGUCCAAGUUUCAAAAAUACCAACUUUGUUGAAAGGAAAUUUUGUCUAGUUUAUGAUUAAGAAAGUCAUUGUUUGAUUUUAUGUAUAUUUUUCCUAAUAAUUAUAAAAAUCCAGGGAAAACGGUAAGAAAUACAGCAAUUUGUCUGGCGUUUGGUUGUUUUUGUUAUUCAGUUAAAAAUUAUUAUAGAGACCUGGUAAAAUGUUCAAAACAUUCUAUUUUCAGACUAUAGGGACCUGACAUUUUCGUUAUUUUUUUAAGUAUUUUUAUUUGGUAGAUAUCUGUUAUUAAAAUUAAAUGACUGGAAAGAAAUUCUUGAAAAUUCUACAAAAGGUACAAUACAAGUUUUCAUAAUGAUCUAUAAAGCAAAUUUGAGUUUAAUAUAUUAGUUUUGUUUUCAUAAGCGUUUUAAGAUCAAAUUUUCACUCCGAAUCGUUUUUUGUUAGCAAUGCGUCCAAAUAAAAAUUAAAUAACUGUAUGUAUCUUACUUUCCUAACUACUCACAACAGUAGCUGCUCUCGUCCCCAGUAUCAAUAGUAUUUUUAUAAUUUUAUACAAUAUCAAAGUGUAAAAAAAAAAACUAUCACUUCUAGCAUUUGCAUAUUAAUUUUGAAUGAUUAAAACAUCGGGUGACGUAUUAAGUACGGUGUUGAUAGGAUCCAUAGACAAUCUUUUUUAGGAGGUGAACCAUACACUACGUGACGUUGAUUGGGUCCUAAUCAACAUAAGUAAUUCGAAAAUAGAAAAUCAGACAAUCUUUAAGCAAAACCUGUCUCAAACCAAUAUGAGUUAACCAAUAAUAGAACCAAAUAUUAAGAUUGAAACAGUACAUGAGAAAGAUAGGAUAAAAUAAUAGGGUUAGAAGCCGCCCUAAAACUGUUGCCCAACUCGUUCAAUGGGACAAAUGAGGAGGACACUGAAAUCUUUUUAGAAGAGUGCGAAUUUGCAAUUUAAUGUGCUAACCUCACAGUUCAGGCUGAACUAAUACAAGGGAUAAUUGUCAGGUUAACAGGGAAGACCCACCAAGCAGUCAAGUUCAGGACUUUAAAUUCAUGGGCCAAGUUGAGAGAUACUAUGAAGACCACCCUUGAACCAUAACGGAUAACCACACAUCUAUUCUUGGAAUUAUACUCUAGUAAACAGAAACCUGGGGAAAAUGUGAUUACUAAUGCGACCAGAAUAGAGCAUUUUCAAAGUAUCAUUCUGGAACUGGAAACCAGUGAUCAAUUUGUGAAAGUAUCCAAGGCACUAGAAGCCAGCUUGAAAGCGCAAACGGUUCAAGUAUUCAUUGAAGAAUUGGGACCUUUCAAAGAAUCGUUUUGUCAAAAGAUGGGGGAUUUCGAUCUUUAG